AGCUUGUUAGCCUCCAGCCCGUUGAACCGAGGCAGAGGCGGCAGUCAGGCAGUCAGUCAGUCAGUCCCGGUGAGGAGAGCCGAGAAAUGUUGGUCAGUUUGAGUGUUUGACUGGAGGAAGUGGUCCGCCUCACUCACUGUGCUCUCAGCAAACAUUCACUGUUUGUUUGUUUGUUUGUUUGUUUGUUUUUUGUUGUCUCCGGACACUGGAGCGAUGUGUGCAGCAGAAUGAGAGCCGAAGAUGAGGAGCUGCUGUCGGCGUUGAGCUGCGUUUCUACCCGGUUGGUUCCGUUGUCUCCGGUGAAGAGGACUUUAUAUUCAUCAGGACUGAAGCAGCGGGUCUGCAGAGCCAGGGUGCAUGAUGGGAUCUUUUCGGCGUCCCAGGCCCCGGUUUAUGAGUUCCCCGGUUCUGUCGGACCUCGCCCGGUUCCACGCCAGCUCACCUUCGCUGCAGAUCUCCAACACCAGCGUGUGGAACAGCGUCCAAUCAGCUGUGAUCAAGGUGUUCCAGGGUGGAGCGCUGCAGACUAACGAGCUGUUCACGCUCAACGAGAGCAUCAGGUGGCUCCUUAAAACUGAGAUGGGCUCCUUCAUCACAGAAUACUUCCAGAACCAGCUGCUGACUCGAGGUCUGUCUGAAAUCCUGGAUCAGGUCCUCCUUCACUCCGGUGACGACCAGCUCGCGGUCCUCGCCGACAUGUGGGACAGAUUCUUCACGGAGAUCCUCCCGACCCUGCAGGCCAUCUUCUACCCCGUCCAGGGUCAGGAGCUGACGGUGAGGCAGAUGGCCCUGUUGGCCUUCAGAGAACUGGUGCUGUUGAAGCUCCACCUGGAGGAAACUCUGAGAACUGCAGCCGCCGUCCCUCCAGCUGUCACACAGAUGCUGCUGGUGCUGCAGGGUAUCCACGAGUCCGGAGCUCCCAGUUUGGAGUAUUACCAGUUGGAGCGUCUGGUGGAGAUCGUCGUGUCUCCGUAUCUCAGCAACGUCCUUCACAACAGAAACCAGCUUCUGUUGGAGCCUUGCCAUCUGCGGUUGUCGGGGUCGUUGCUCGGCGACCAGCCAGAGAUCACCGUCACUCAUCAUCACAACUCCUCCGACUCGUCGUCGCUGGCCCCGCUGGUGGAGCAGGAGGGCGAGGCCUACCUGGAGAAGUCCGGCGGAGUGCGGCGCCACACGGUGGCCAACGCGCACUCUGACGUCCGGCUGCUGUCUGCGUCGGGCAGGAUGCAUGCUGGGACGGAGACGGGGACGGAGACGGGGACGGAGGAGGACAACGGGGUGGAGGGACUAGGCGAGGGAGGCGUCGGGUUUGUGGUGGGUAGCGGGCCGAUGAGUUCCAGGACGUUUUCCAGCCAACCGGACAUGGCGGAGUCUCGCAGCUAGCCGGAGGGGCUAAUGAGGGACCAUACGGAGGAAACAAGAGGACGGGGACAGGAAAUAACAGGACAUUAUGGGAAUUAAAACACAAGCGGAUCAGCCAGUAAACUACAGGAGACAUAAUGAGACAUGAUGGGACAAGAAAUCAGGACGGGAGGAGAGGAAACAAAACGAGGAAAACAACGGAAAACAUCCAGAGAGGAUGAAACAGAACCCAGAAAACAGGAAGGAUAGAACAAGAAAUAGGACGCAGUGCGACAGAAGAAGACAGGAAGUGAAUAGACAGUAAAAGAAAAGGACAGGAAGUAAUAUAACAGGACAGGAAACAGUAUAGAGGCGCUGAUCCAGGAUCAGGCUUUGUGUCUUCAAGUUUGGACUGAUCCGGUGGACAGAACCAGGUCGUCUUCAGGUCGUGUAAAUAAGUUUGUCUUUUAGGAUUGUUAAUGAUUAAUAAAGUUUAAUUAAAUUUAAA
This is a messenger RNA of Sebastes umbrosus (honeycomb rockfish), 1849 nucleotides long. RefSeq names its product proline-rich protein 5-like. Gene Ontology annotation, cellular component: TORC2 complex. NCBI's taxonomy places the organism in Eukaryota, Metazoa, Chordata, Actinopteri, Perciformes, Sebastidae. The record is from RefSeq and is a predicted model, not a curated record. Bases 358 to 1383 code for a protein of 341 amino acids. The transcript has 9 exons. Gene Ontology annotation, biological process: TORC2 signaling.